Exaiptasia diaphana is the source of this 784-nucleotide messenger RNA. Its product is annotated as protein PRY1. The transcript has 6 exons. The record is from RefSeq and is a predicted model, not a curated record. Lineage: Eukaryota; Metazoa; Cnidaria; Anthozoa; Actiniaria; Aiptasiidae. Bases 88 to 747 code for a protein of 219 amino acids. Gene Ontology annotation, cellular component: extracellular region.
UGAUGCUGAAUCGAUCCAGCAAUUCAUUGUUGUAGCAAAGAACUUCCCAGCUCAAAUUUAUCAAACCACUGCAAGCAACUCUUGGACAUGAUUCUUGUCUUGCUGACACUGGCUGCUGUAGCCAAUGGUUUGCCAGACUGCCCCGCUGACUAUAAAGACAUGGGAGGAUGUAAUGAUUGGGAGGCAUUGGGAUUUUGCAGUCCCAGCAGUGUUUACAAUGCCUUUAUGGAAUCUAACUGUAAAGCAGCUUGUGGAUUAUGCAAAGCUGCACCUCCUCCACCACCACAGAUUGUAGACGUGGACAUAAAUGCUUGUCUUGAUGCCCACAAUGCCAAGCGCCGUUUACAUGGCGUACCAGGCCUCACAUGGGACGCCGCCUUAGCCGCUGGAGCAGCAGACUGGGCACUCAUCCUUGCAAGGAAUGGCACCUUUGAACACAGUUAUGGUAAUUAUGGCGAGAACUUGUAUUCAAUGUACGGAAGUAAAGAAGGAACAUGUGAACAAGGUGUCAAAAGUUGGUACAACGAGAUCUAUUUCUACGAUUACAACAAUCCAGGAUUCCAUUCCAGCACGGGACACUUCACUCAGGUUGUCUGGAAGUCCACCACCAAACUGGGCGUUGGAAAAGCAACAGCGACAGUAGAUGGUUAUACAAGGACUGUUGUAGUGGCCCGAUAUACUCCUGCUGGCAAUGUACGAGGUCAAUUCCAAGAAAACGUACUACCUCUUCAACAUUUGCACUAUUAAAGUGAAGUCUUCAAUCAGUGUUAUAAUAUCUAAUAAA